ACAACAACAACAACAACAUUCUCAAAUAAAUGAAAAUCAACAGCAACAACAACAAUCAAAUAAAAAACUUAAUCAACAACAAACAUCAAUCCGUCCAUUAAUGUCACGUGAAAAUCGAUCAACACAAAAUUCCAAUCGUCCAUCAUCGUCAUCACAACAAGGACGAUCUCAACAACAACAAUCACGAAUUAAUUCAAAUUCAGCAACACCAUUAACUGUUACUAUCCCUAAAGUAUCAUCAGCAACAUAUUACAAUCAAACAUCAUCAUCAUCACCACAAUCACCAAAUUCAAAUCUAAAG
This is a messenger RNA of Didymodactylos carnosus, 301 nucleotides long. The record is from the annotation of a GenBank genome assembly. Lineage: Eukaryota; Metazoa; Rotifera; Eurotatoria; Philodinida; Philodinidae.